Doryrhamphus excisus (bluestripe pipefish) is the source of this 14171-nucleotide messenger RNA. NCBI's taxonomy places the organism in Eukaryota, Metazoa, Chordata, Actinopteri, Syngnathiformes, Syngnathidae. The record is from RefSeq and is a predicted model, not a curated record.
UAUUUUUUUAUAUAUUUCAUACAAUUAAAAAUUAAUGAUUUGAUUUUUUCAGUUUUUUUUUUAUUUAAUUUUUUAAAUAAAUGUAUUUAAAAAUAUUUCAGUCAUUAAAAAAGAAAUUACUAAAAAAAAUUAAAAAAAUCAUAUUGUUUUAAAUGUUUAAUUUAGUUAUUUUUUAUUAUAUUAAAAAUAUUUCUGUAUCAGAAUUUGAAGCUAUUUUUAACAGCAUUUUGUGGAUGUGGAUCAGCGUGACGUGAGUGUGGAGGCCGGCGACGAGGAUGGACUUGGAUGUAAAUAUUUCCUCUCCUUUAAGCUUCCUUUGCCGAAUCUGCGUUGAAUCCAAGAUGGCUGCCUUAGUGAGCGUGUGAAAAUGUUUAGUGGGCUGAGAAACCGUGGCUCACUGUGGAAAUACGCCAGGGAGGCCAUGAAGCCAAUAAAUCCAUUUGGAUCUUUCCUACGUGAGAACGGGACGCCUUUCAUGUGGGAGAAUAAAACACACACACACACACACACACACACACACACACACUGCUUGUCUGGGGUCAGUGGUGCCCCCUGGCCCGGUGACCUCAUCACACAGCAGUGCAUUAUGGGUAGUGGCACUCAGGUCGCACAGCUGUCUCUCCGCCUUGGGGCCCAUCGGCCCCGGUGAGUCAGGGUGCUCAAAGUGUGGCACGGCAGCUCGCCUGGCAUUUAUCAUGGCGUGAGACCUGACACGUUUACACGCCGCUAACACGCUACGUGCUAGUUAGCGGGCUCGGGUAGGAUGGACGCUUGGACUGACGUGCGUUCUCACAGAGUCGGAGCGGUUAGCCCGAUUCGGCCCUGCACACAACAAAAGGGCCUCCUGCACUAAAAGUGCUUUUUGUAUUGUUUCAUUUUCAAAAUGGCUGCAUGAUGAAUGUUAUGCAAGAAAAUGGGAUUUCCUGGAAAACCGCCAUAUUUCUUUUUUAAAAAAAAAAAAGUGCAAAGCUCAGACUUAAUGGCGGACAAUGCCGCUCGCCACACGAUGAAUAUUUGAUGACCGAGCAGCAGCGCUUCGCUUCGCAAUCGAACGUCGGGGGCCUUCUUCUUCUUCUCCUCCUGUUUUCCCGCCUCAUUUCAUGACAUUAAACAUCAAUCACGUCUCACCGCAGGCGAAAUGUCAGCGGCCACGCCCCCCCGUGACCUUUUAUUAAGAUCCACUUGGUGGCUUAUUUGUUGCUGAGCCUGCUGGGGUUGGCUUAUUGAUGGCUCAUCUGUAGCCAUGGUUGCUAUUUGGUCUUUAUUUCUGCUUAUUUGUCAGUGAAGUCCUGCUAAAGGAAUUUGUAGGCCUAUUAUUAUUAUUAUUAUUAUUAGGGAAGAUUAUUUUGCUGGCUGGAGCCACAGUUUGGAGACCUUUGCUAAGUGGACCUUCCAAAGUGUGGCUAAAAUAAGAUGAUUUAUGGAUGCGGAAAGUGCGCAUUGCGUGCAUUUGCUGAUUUUGAACGAGAAGGCGCCACCUCGCUCCGGAUCCGCACCGCAUUUUAUCAAUUUCUGUCUUUGCCCACGCCCCACCCCGUGUGAAGUUUCCCGGAAAUGGAUUAAGUGCUUUCUUUGCGUGUUUCAGCUCCGCGACAAUCAAACGGCGACGCAAAAAAAGCUGGACGUCGAAGGGGGAUACCUUUAUGGGGGAUAGUUUGACGGUAAAGCAGCCGUCUAUCGGUUUCUGCUUCCCCGGUUGCGUGGAGGGGCUUGUGAAUGAUUUAAAGCUUUUUGCACCAUCCUCCCCUCCCUCCCGAGCUCUUCCUCCCUCCCUUCCCCCCCACUGCCUCCUCCUCCUCCUCCUCCUCUCAGCCUGGAGAUGCUGCUGCUGAUGCAGGCGACGACUGCAGCAUCGGACUCGGACAUGCGUUCAUUCAUCCGUGCCGCACGAUGCUGGCCCACCCGUGUGUGAGCGCCUCACCUUGACGGCGUGCGUGCUGGAAGAGUGACCGGGCUGGAGGUGCAGGGAGGCGGCCUUGGAGAGCAGGGAGUGUCGGUGGAACCAUCUUUUUUUUUUUUUUUUUUUUACAGGAGUCUUCUGGUCACGUGGGGUCCAAACAUCCAGUGAAGGUGAUCUUACCUGCCGAGUAACCGUCCUUCAAAGUUCUCCACGUCCUUGAGAAGAUACAUCAGAGGAAGUAGUCUCUUGUGAGGUCUCAGCAUGAGCGGCCUGGCAGGCAAGCUGGACCCCCGUCGGGUCCAGUGGGGCUCGGCGUGGAACACCUUCACGUCCCGCGUCCUGAGGACCAAACCCGUGGAGUCCAUGUUGGAUUCGGCCAUGACGGGGACGGGUCCUCACGGCACCAAGCUGGCCCGCGUGCUGUCCACCAUGGACCUGGUGUCGCUGGGCGUGGGCAGCUGCGUGGGCACGGGGAUGUACGUGGUGUCCGGCCUGGUGGCCAAAGAGAUGGCCGGCCCCGGGGUCAUCGUGUCCUUCAUCAUCGCCGCCGUGGCCUCCAUUUUGUCAGGAGUGUGUUACGCUGAGUUCGGAGUGCGCGUGCCAAAGACCACGGGCUCGGCCUACACGUACAGCUACGUGACGGUGGGCGAGUGCGUGGCCUUCUUCAUCGGAUGGAACCUCAUCCUGGAGUACUUGAUCGGCACGGCGGCGGGGGCGUCGGCGCUCAGCAGCAUGGCCGACUCGCUGGCCAACCACAGCAUCAGCAGCUUUAUGACCACGCACAUCGGAACGCUGAACGGCUUUGGGAAAGGCGAGCAGUCCUACCCAGACCUGCUGGCGCUGCUCAUCGCUCUGCUGGUGACGGUGAUCGUGGCGUUGGGCGUCAAGAACUCCGUGGGCUUCAACAACGUCCUCAACGUCAUCAACCUGGUGGUGUGGGUGUUCUUGAUGAUCGCCGGCCUCUUCUUCGUCAACGGGGAGAACUGGGACGAGGGGAGGUUCCUGCCCUUUGGGUGGUCGGGGGUGAUGCAAGGGGCCGCCACCUGCUUCUACGCUUUCAUCGGCUUCGACAUCAUCGCCACGACGGGGGAAGAAGCCAAAAGUCCCAACACGUCCAUCCCGUACGCCAUCACCGCCUCGCUCAUCACGUGUCUCACGGCGUACGUCUCGGUGUCGGUCAUCCUGACGCUGAUGGUGCCCUACGACGAGAUCGACGCGGACGCCCCCCUCAUGGAGAUGUUCGCCGUGCACGGCUGCAUGUUCGCCAAGUACAUCGUGGCGGUGGGCUCCAUCGCCGGGCUCACCGUGUCCCUGCUGGGGUCCCUGUUCCCCAUGCCCAGGGUCAUCUACGCCAUGGCGGGGGACGGCCUCCUCUUCAAGUUCUUGGCCAACGUGUCCUCCUACACCGAGACCCCCGCCGUGGCCUGCGUGGUGUCCGGCUUCUUGGCGGCGCUCUUGUCCCUCCUGGUCAGUCUCAGGGACCUGAUAGAGAUGAUGUCCAUCGGGACCCUCUUGGCCUACACUUUAGUGAGCCUGUGCGUCCUGCUGCUGCGUUACCAGCCCGAGGGCGACAUCCACGGCUUCGUCAACUUCCUGUCGGAGGAGCAGAAAACGAAGAAGAAAGAAGGCGUCCUGGCCGAGUGCGAGAAGGACGCCUGCUCGCCGACCACCGAGGCCGACGAGUACGGCGGACUCCCCACCAACACCUGCGGCGCCAAGAACCUGCCCUCGCUGGGCGACAACGAGAUGCUGAUCGGGAAGCCCGACAAGAACGCCUACGCCGCCAGCCACCCCAACUACGGCACGGUGGACAUGGCGAGCGGCAUCGAGGCCGAGGAGGCGGAGGACGGGAUGACGCGCCGCUUGAAGAAACUCAUCGGGCCGCGCUACUACACCUUGAGGAUCAGACUGGGACUGCCGGGGAAGAUGGACCGCCCCACGCCGCUCACGGGGAAGACCGUUACCGUGUGUGUGCUGCUCCUCUUCAUCGUCAUCUUCGCUUUCUGCUCCUUCAUCAUCUUCGGAGCGAGCAGCAUCGCUGAAGGUCGCUGGUGGGCCCUGCUCCUGCUCAUCUUCUUCAUCGUCUUCAUCGCCCUGCUCAUCGUCAUCAUUCUGCAGCAGCCCGAGAACCCCAAGCGGCUGCCCUACAUGGCGCCCUGCGUGCCCUUCGUGCCCGCGUCCGCCAUGUUGGUCAACAUCUACCUCAUGCUCAAACUGUCCGCCAUCACCUGGAUACGCUUCUCCGUCUGGUGUCUCGUGGGCGUGCUGAUCUACUUUGGCUACGGGAUGUGGAACAGCACCUUGGAGAUCACGGCCAGGGAGAACGAGGUCCACGCCUCCACCUACCAGCGCUACGACCAAGGCGUGGACGAGGGCUUCUGCGGAUUUGACGAUGACUUCUACCCGCCCGCCGGCGACGCCUGGGACACGCCGGACGCGGGGUCAGUCCCUGGACGCGCCCCUGAGGCGGUACCGGAGAGCACCGGGACCCCCGUAAAAAGGGCCGUCGUACCUAACCAGGCCGAUGACGAAGCCGCCGUGGACUUCUGAAAGGGAGGGGCUCAUCACCAAUGUACUGCCUUGUCUGCACCCUUGGGGGGCGGGGUUGGCGCGGGUGACGGGAUGACGUGUGCAUGCCAGCAUGUCGGUGUGCCCCCCCCCACCCACCUUUAUCACACUCCCUUCUUUCUUCACUGCUUGCUUUCAACAACCUAAAAUGGAAGCUCAUACCGAUCCGUGACACCGCCCCCCCGUUCCCGACCCCCCCAUGAAAACCGCAGAUAGGAAAGUGCAGACAUAUCAAAAGAUAAGCGCCUGACUGGGAAUGAAGCGACGCUCCACAACGUCCCGAAAAGACGUCUUAUCAACGUCUUCGCGUUGGUCACACGUCCCAAACAUCUCGCCCGGAAGGACUGAGGACAAGAUAGGAAUGUUCUCACAUUUUCUUCUCGGAUCCGUGCUUGCGAUUAGUGCCUUCAUGUUCUUCAUGUUCUUAUCGUGUUUCUCCGUUUGUGCACAACUUGACCGUUUUCAUGUCCGUCCUCCUCCUCGCUUUUCUUCUCCAAGUUCUCCAAGUUCUGCUUUGUUUGGUCCUUCCUGUCUGCACGUUGGCUCCUUUUUCCGCAUGCAUGCCUUUCUUGCUGCUUCCUGGUUGCAGUUUGGUCUUCUUAACUGGAUGCCCCCCCCUCACCCCCCCAAACUUCAAGUCAUAAUACCAGCAUUAGCAUUAGCAUUAGCAUUAGCCAGCGUUCUAAACAUUCAUCCAUUCCAUUUAGAACUUGUGUGUCGUCCAAUCUAAGCCAAACAAUCGAACGUAUUGGAAGUUUUUGUUCCAAGUCUUUUGUCCACAUGGAGUUUUGGACGAAGCCCCCGACAAGGGGGGCACAAGUGCCCACGAUUCUAGGGGCCCACGGCUGAUAGAACCAUAGAAAAUCAGAACAUAGAAUCCCAAAAAAAUAUGUAUUAUUAUUAUUUCAUAUUACUUGUCGGCAUGUUGUUUUUACUAUGGUGGUCCUUAAGGCUAUGUGGGGGGGGGGGGGGUGUUCACCCAGGGACAUAAAUUUGGGGGGUGCUCACCUCAUAAAUUUGGGGCCACAUUUUCAAAGUCAAUAGUAGCAGAAUCAUUAUUUGUUGGUUGUUGGUAGAAUUGAAAUGAACGUGGGGACGCGGGGACGGGGGGUCGGGGGACGGGGGGGACGCUCACCAUAUUUUGGAGGGUGCAAGUUUAAAAAAAAUAUGUAUACUAGUGUUGCAACAUAAAGGUGAAAUGCAGAUUAGUCUGUAUUUUUUAAUCAUGAACUUCGGUGGUCCGUAAGGCUAAAUACUUAACUAUUUAAAUACGGGGGCCAAAUUUGGGGGCGACUUAAAAAAAAAAAAUGAAAUCAUAGCAGAAUAUUUAUUUGUCAGAUGUUGUAGAAUUUCAACAAAAUCCUCAGCCACAUGGGUCCCCCUAAAUCUCCUUACUUGGGACUGCGGGAGUGGUCACCCUGGGGGCAGAUUUUUGGGGGGCGCAAGAUUUAAAACAAAAAAUAGGAGAGAAGGAAAUCAUGUUGACAUGUGGGGGUACGUAUCCGUGGGCAACACUUUGGAAGAAGGAGAAAUAGCAGCAGGAAAAUUUGUUGUCUUUUUUUUUGGUGCAUGGCCCCCCCUGGGGGUCAGUCACCCUGGGGGCAAUUUAUGUUGGGAUGCAAAAUUUAUAAGAAAAAAAAACAUCAGACAUGCAACAGACACCUUAGAGUUGGCUUCCUGUUAAUACCCCCCGCCCCCCUACCUGUUUGGUCCCCAAAUGGGGGACAUCAGACAUGUUUUUUCCUUCCACAUUCCCAUCUGACCUGCAAGGCCCAAGUCUAGACCAUGUGGACCACAGGAACCCGUAGGGGGCGCAAAUAUCAAAUAUGGGUGGGUGUCACGGGUGCUCACUUUGCCAGGCUUCUGAUUAAUAUUUUUUCAGAUUUUUUAAAUUUUUUUUUUACUUUCCAAAAAAUAUAUGUGGACACCUCCAUGAGUCAGGUAGUCUGCCUGGACGGCCCCCUUUUUUGUAGUAGCCACGCCCACUUCCUUGCAUGUCAUGCGUCAUCAACGUCCGCAACUAUAAAACAUAAGCUAAGGCUGCCGGGGUCGAUUCCGAGGUUAUACCAACUCAAGUGGAGUGGGCGUGUUGAUCUUGGGGGUCGGGGGUCCGGGGGUCGGGGGUGCUUGUCCUUUUUGUGCCCCUCUUUGCUGCAACUGUCCCUUUAAGGGAAGCCUUAUUUGUCAAAUGCACUAAAUCUAAGGAUGCCACGCCACAUACAAGAACCCCCACCCUACCUCUGAUGACAUCACACAGCGCCACCUCAUGGCCAUGUCGCCCCCCCAUCGUCAUAGCACAUAAACAGUGAAAACACACACUUCCACACACUUCCACACUUCCACACUUCACCCAUGUACCUUAAUCACCUCCCAACUCAGCCAAAAGACCAAAACGCAGCCAAAAAUAAUCACUAAAGACUUUGGAUUGUAAACUUUCACCAUCUUUCUUCUUCUUCUGUGUGUGUGUGUGGUUGCAUUGUGUAUAUGUGUGUAUGUGUGUGUUGGUGUGUACGUGUGUGUGUGUGUGUGUGUGUCAAGCAUGCUCUUCAUGCAUGACGACUUGCAUGUGCUGAUGACGAUGCAACAGAAACGCAACGUGGAACCAAGCCAAACACGCAACUCACAACAGUACCCCCCCCCCCGUCGGAAAUCAUACCAAAGGUUACCAAAAUGUUUUGGUUCAUUUAAAAUUAAUUAAUUGACACCAAACUUCAUUGGGACAUCAUGUAAAGAAUGUACUAAGUGUACUAAGUGUACUAAGUGUACUAAGUGUACUAAGUGUACUAAUUGUACUAAGUGUACUAUAAGUACCACAGUACCAAUUGUACAAAACAUUAUGCACCAAAAUUUAAAAAAAAUCACAAAACAUUUCGGAAAGUCAGCAAAAACAUUUUCUUUCACCAACAAGUACUCAUAAGAAUUUUGCGCUAUAUUUUAUUUUUUUAAAAUGUAUGAAAAAUCUGUCACCAAAAUCAGCAAUUUGCUAAAUAAAUUAACAACCCUCUUUAAAUGAUGAAUAUUUAUAAAACAAGAAUUUAUAAUGACAUUUUACAAAAAUUUAUUUGCAAAUUAUAUGAAAAGCUCAGUGCUAAAUAAGUAAAUGAUGAAAAAUGUAGUUUUCUGAGUUUUCCAAAAAUGUUAGCAACAUGUCGCAAAUCACAGGAAAAGUAAACAAAAGUAAGAAUCACAACAAUGUUAAGCUCAAAAUAAUUUUGAGGUAUAUUUGUCAAUUUAGCAGUGCAUUUUAUGAAAAAAGGGAGCCAUUUCUAAAAAAAAAAACCUUAAUCAUCAGAUUAGGAAAUCGUAGAAAAAGUUACGACAAAAUAAAGAAAUCAUGAAAAGUUUUAAAUAAUUUUGACAAAUGUAUUUCAACAAUAAAUUAUAAAAACAGGGUAUGAAAAAUAUGUUUGCAAGUUGCACAAAAUUUGUAAAUUCGGACAAAUGGUAGUUUUUCAAGUUUCCAAAAAAAUUUGACCAACAUGUCAAUAAUCCCACGAAAGGUAGACCACAAAAUUAAGCAGCCACAAAAAUGCUACGCUUCAAAUACUUUUGUCCUAUAUUUUUUAACAAGAAUUUAUAAGGAAUGAAAGUACAAAAAAUUAUUUGGCAAAAAUGUAAGCACUAAAUAAUCAAUUUCUCAGAAGUGCCAAAAAAGUAUGACCAGUAUGCUCUCUCAAGAAUAAUCAAAAAUAAUGAAAUUAUAUGAGAAAUUUGCACAAAUAGUUAAGCACAAACAUUUUAACAACAAUUAGAAACAAUUAAGCUUGCAAUUUGUACAAAAAGCUCAGCACUAAAUUAGUAAAUUACAAAAAAUGUAGCCAUGCUAACCAAAGGUUAACCACCAAAUAAAGUCGUAAAUAAAAUUGUAGGUCCAGCGCACAUGCUCAGUAUGACUGUGAAGUAAAUUUCAAGUACAGUACUUGCAAAUUCUGUAAAAAAUUAGUACAAAAAUGCAAUUUUUUUUAUAUUUGUCCUGCAAUUAUAUUUUACAAAACUAUUAUUUAAAAGCUAUAUUUUACCAGGAAAACCAAGUUGUUAGUAGAUUGAUUAACAAGUAAAAAUUGAAUUUUUUAAAAAUGAAUUCCACAGCCUCCUUUGGUAAGAAAUCCUACGAAAUUGUGGUUGAGUCCAUUCUCGUUUGAUGUAAGACAAACUUUGUCGGAGGACACACUAGUACAGGAAACAUACUGUACAUUUCCGAAGUUAGCACUUUUGGAAAAAUGUGCACCCUCUUCCCAUUCGCCUUUCCAAGCCAAAGUCGGCCAUGUUUGUUUACUUUCUUCAAAAUUUGAUGAUUUUUUAAUUUUAUUUUAAUGUUUGAAAUCCAAGUGUUCCAUUUAGGCGAGUAAAGUAGCUUAUAGACGCCAAGCUACGGAUGUUGCGUGCACAAGAUACAAUUUUGAAAACUAGAAAAAAAAAACUAUAAUAGCGAGUAUUUUUCUACAGCUACUUCCUGUCUGCAGGUUGACCCACAACAUGCUUAGAAGCUAUAAAAGUAUAUUUUUAACAACAGUAGUCCCUCUAGAAUGCUAAAUCUCCUUUCUAGAAAGAUUCUAGACGCUAGUAGGAAGAAGUAUUUUAUUAUAAAUUCUACUACAAACACAAAGAAGCUGUUUUAUUCCCCGGAGAAGGCGGCCAUGUUCUUCCUGUGCUUGUUGUCUUGUUGUUUCACCGUGUUCUUUGGCAGCGACUGACAAAUACAUAUAUAUAUAUAUAUAUAUAUAUCUCCAUAAAAUAUACAAACAGUACUUCUUUUGUCUGCUGUAUAGUUUUGGCACAAAACUGUAAAAAAAAAAAAAGUUGCGUUGAUUUUUUCCUAUACUUUGGUUUCUUCUUAAUGUGUGUGUGUGUGUGUGUGUGUGUGUGUGUGAUGUGUGUAAGUUGUUAUAACUCGGCUCUUGGGUGCACUUUUUUCUGCUCAGUUGUGAUGAUGAAAGUUAUUUAUUGAAAAUACAAAGUCAAAUAAACUAAAAAAAAAUACAAGAAUACUUGCUUUUUUUAACAACUAUUUCCCUUAUUUGCAGGAUGAAAAGGUUAAAGACACAAAAUUAAUACAUGCAAUUUAAUAAUAAAAAAUAUUAAUACAUUUUUUUUUAAACCAACAUGUCCUCAUAAGAACCUUGGAGUAUAUUUUAUGACAAAAUAUAUGAGAAAUGUGCAUGAAUGGGCUUCAGAAAAUGUUGCAAGAAUUGUGCAGUACAAUUAAUGUUACUUCAACACAUCUCUCAGUGGUAAGUAGCUUUAGCAUUAGGUUAGCAUUACGACGUUACAGCAUCAGUAAGGUCUAAUGUGUUUUGCGGGACUACCAGUGUUAAAAAAAACUUGGAUAGAGUCAUUAAUUGUGGUUGGAAAAGGCUAUUAGCAACACCGCUACCUGUAUGCACACUCUAUAAUGCUUCACAGACAAGCGCUUUUUCUCUACCAAGUAACGUUGGAAAGAUGUCUGGCUUCAGCAAGUUCGUCGGCUAGUCCAACACGUGGUCACAAAACAGUCCAGUCGGAAUUUUUACAAGAUUUUUUAAGCACGCUGUACAAAAUGCUCAGUGCUAAAUUAGUAAAUAAAAAAAGGGUAGUUUUUCAACUUUCACUCGACCAAGUAACGUUGGGAAGGCGUCUGGCUUCAGCAAGUUCGUCGGCUAGUCCAGUUCGCAUUCACAACACAGUCCAGUGAAUUUACAAGAAUUUUUAGCACAUUGUACAAAAUGCUCAGCGCUAAAUUAGUAAAUAAAAAAGGGUAGUUUUUCAACUUUCACUCGACCAAGUAACGUUGGGAAGGCGUCUGGCUUUAGCAAGUUAGUCGGCUAGUCCAGUCCGCAUUCACAACACAGUCCAGUGAAUUUACAAGAAUUUUUAAGCACACUGUACAAAAUGCUCAGCGCUAAAUUAGUAAAUAAAAAAGGGUAGUUUUUCAACUUUCACUCGACCAAGUAACGUUGGGAAGGCGUCUGGCUUCAGCAAGUUCGUCGGCUAGUCCAGUUCGCAUUCACAACACAGUCCAGUGAAUUUACAAGAAUUUUUAAGCACACUGUACUAAAUGCUCAGCGCUAAAUUAGUAAAUAAAAAAAAGGGUAGUUUUUCAACUUUCACUUGACCAAAUAAUGUUGGGAAGGCGUCUGGCUUCAGCAAGUUAGUCGGCUAGUCCAGUCCGCAUUCACAACACAGUCCAGUGAAUUUACAAGAAUUUUUAAGCACACUGUACAAAAUGCUCAGCGCUAAAUUAGUAAAUAAAAAAGGGUAGUUUUUCAACUUUCACUCGACCAAGUAACGUUGGGAAGGCGUCUGGCUUCAGCAAGUUAGUGGGCUAGUCCAGCCCGUUGUCACUAAACAGUCCAGUCGGAAUUUCUACAAGAAUUUUUAGCACAUUGUACAAAAUGCUCAGCGCUAAAUUAGUAAAUAAAAAAGGGUAGCUUUUCAAGUUUCCAAAAAAAUCAAGUCUAAACAAAAACACAACAAUUUUUUUAAUGUAUUGUUAUUUAUUAUUUUUAUUUUUUUGUCCCAUCCAGCAGAUAGUAUUUAUUAUUAUUUAUUAAUUGUAUUAAUUAUUCAUUUUUAAUUUUAUAUUAAAUAAAUAUUAUUAGACGUUUUGAACUCAAAAUGGAAAAAAAAAAAUCACAUUUAAUUAUUAAUUAAAACAUUUGAAACAGUUGCACGGAGGUUAGCAUCCGCCCCGGUUAGCAUGUUUUUCAGUUCCUAUUGAAAAUUUGCGUCGAAAUUUUGCUGCAAUUUAGUAAAUUUUCUAUUUAAUUUUCUAUUUAAUAUUUUCUAUUUUUUAUUAUUAUAUUAUUCGCAUCUUGUUGUGUUAUUAAUACACUACAUGACUCCAAAUGUCUUCUUUUUGUUUUUUUGUUUAAUGGCAAAACAUCCUUAGCUUUGAAGCUAAAUACUAAAUACUUCUAACUAAUAUUACUUGUAAUAUAUACACAGCAUAUAGUAAUAAAUAAGAUGAAGAGAAAAAGCUUUUCAUUACUCCAAUUAUUACUGUCAUCAUAUUCUUGACCAUAUUAGUGACCCACAAUAUAAUAUUACUACACAAAGCAUGCUACAUUUAUAUUAUUUAUUGUGUUGUGGAUUAAAUAUUGAUUAUUUGUCAUAUAACCGAGUAUGAAAUAUUCUUUUCCUGGCGAUGCUUAUGGUAUUCAUACAUGAACAUCCAGGCUGCUCCUUUUGGGAUGCAAAAAAGCCAAAGAAAAAGCAGUUGCUGUUGAUUCCUUCGAUGCUAUUAGAAUCAAAGUUUGCUUUUGAGGGAAAUUAUUAGUAGUAUUAGUGUUUUUAUGUAAUCCUGUGUUAAGGACUACUACACACUUUGAUACUGACUCAGCAAAUCAGGUGACCAAGCACAUUUCAGGACGUUUUGUCUCCAGCAACUCCUUAACAGGACUGGAUGUAAUGAGUGUGUGUGUGUGUGUGUGUGUGUGUGUGUGUGUGUGUUUCUCGACAAACUCUCCCGUUUGUCCAGUCAAGGUCUCUGACUAACGUUACCAACGAGAUAUGAGAUAUGAGAUAUGAGAUAUGACAACGCUUGAUAACAACGUGACGCUUUAUGGAACUCUUAAGUGGAAAAAAAAAAAUAAAAAAUAACAAAAAAAUAACAUGGUGGUAAAAAUCACAUUUAAGGAAGUUAGUAUUAUCACAAUUACAUAAAUAUUUACACUUACAUUUUUAUCACACUUCAUUUUUAGCGUAACAGAUUCAAAAAUAAAAUCCGUUUUUUUUUCAGGAUGCUAGCUAGCAAGGAAAUUUGACUCAAAUUGUUUGGGAUGGUUAGCUUAUUUGUUUAAACACUUAUAUAUUACACAAUGUUGGUACUGUAUGACCUUAACGGAGGGGUGUCCAAAGGGCGGCCCGGGGGCCAUUUGCGGAAUACUACUGUUUUUUUAUUGUAAAAAUUUAUUGUAAAUAUUACAUUGUAAAAAUAUUAUUUAAUAUCAAGAAAGCUACAGCGCUAAAGAUGGAAACAUUUUUAGUCAUUUUACAAAAUAUAGUCAAAAUAUUAAAACUUGUAAUAUUACAAGGUAAAAAAAAGUCAUUUAAAAAUGCGUAGUGUUGAAAUAUUAAAGAAAAAAAUACAUUAUUUUUUUAAAUUAUUUUAACAUGAGAAAUAAGUAAUUUUUUUAGAAAAUUAGGUUGGCGAAAAGUCCAAAACAAAAUAGGCUAGCUCCCUUUUUUUUUUUUUAACCCUUGCUUGUCAUCUACGCCAAAAACAAUAUUUUUUCGUUUGAAAUGAUUUUUCCGACAUUUUCGGUAACCGCAAAGGUGAGAGAUUAUAGAUCGGAAAAAACAAAAAUAUCCAAUCAGAUUCCGUCUUUACAAAUCGGCAUAGCCAACACCAAAAUAGGCUACCUUACUUUGAUUUAAAAAAAAAAAAAGAUAAUAUGUCAUAAAAAAAAAUAAAACAUGUCAUGGCAUCGCCGUUGGAUGAUAGCGUUUACGAAACGUCCGCGUCCGAUCACAUCCAGGCGAAUUUCCACACACUGCCACUAGGGGGUGUACUAGAGUUUUAACGCUUUAACUAAGCAUUUAAAAUUUUUAUUGUAAUAGUUUAUACAACUCACAGCCACUAGGGGGUAUACUAGCGUCUUAACAACGUUUUAUUGUAAUUGUAUAUACAACUCAUAGCCACUAGGGGGUAUACUAGCGUCUUAACAACGUUUUAUUGUAAUUGUAUAUACAACUCAUAGCCACUAGGGGGUAUAAUAGCGUCUUAACAACGUUUUAUUGUAAUUGUAUAUACAACUCCCAGCCACUAGGGGGUAUAAUAGCGUCUUAACAACGUUUUAUUGUAAUUGUAUAUACAACUCCCAGCCACUAGGGGGUAUACUAGCGUCUUAACAACGUUUUAUUGUAAUUGUAUAUACAACUCAUAGCCACUAGGGGGUAUACUAGCGUCUUAACAACGUUUUAUUGUAAUUGUAUAUACAACUCCCAGCCACUAGGGGGUAUAAUAGCGUCUUAACAACGUUUUAUUGUAAUUGUAUAUACAACUCCCAGCCACUAGGGGGUAUACUAGCGUCUUAACAUUUUAUUGUAAUUGUAUAUGCAACUCCCAGCCACUAGGGGGCGAUCAGCAUCCACACAAUUUCUAGUUAAAAACACCAACAAUUCAACAAUAAGAAUUAAUUAAUUAAUCAAACAAAAACGCGUAACGUGAUGAUCCACAGUCCACAGGCCACGCCCCCAAAAGAUCCAACCAACAUGGCUGACAGUGGAGGGCGACUCCCACCUCGGGUUUGUGUCGAAGUCUCGGACGUCGUCGUCGUCGUCAGACGUGGGCGCUCUUGGCGUGGUUGGCAGACGAGGCGGCGGCCGCGGGGGCGCCCGGCGCGUUGCCCGACUUGGAAUAGUAGUAGUGGCUGUUGUCCCGGUACGGGUGGGAGGAGGCGGAGUCUGAGGAGCAGCAGGUGAGCAGGCAGCCGCCCAGGAAGGAACAGAUGACACCCGCCCAGCCGGCGUAGAGCGAGAAGCCGAAGGACAUCAGGUUCUCCUCCCAGUGGACCCCGAUGGGGAACCACACGGUGGACACCGCCCCACAUAGCGCUAGCGGGCACAGAAACACCAGAAUCAGUGAAAAACAUCAAAUGCAACAAAAGUGCUUAUGCUAGCGUGGGGGUUGCUAUGAUAUGCUGUGAUGCUAACGCAUAUACCGUAGCUCAUGUAGCUAAUAUAGCUAAUAUUGCUGUGUGCGUUUAGGACUUUAUUGUGGAAA